This is a messenger RNA of Pneumocystis murina B123, 1315 nucleotides long. RefSeq lists its product as hypothetical. Gene Ontology annotation, cellular component: chromatin; nucleus. The transcript is spliced from 4 exons. Gene Ontology annotation, molecular function: histone binding; chromatin binding. Lineage: Eukaryota; Fungi; Ascomycota; Pneumocystomycetes; Pneumocystales; Pneumocystaceae. The record is from RefSeq and is a predicted model, not a curated record. Gene Ontology annotation, biological process: nucleosome assembly. The coding region runs from base 1 to 1284 and encodes 427 amino acids.
AUGUCAGAAAAUUUAAAUAUUUAUAAUAAAAAAGUAAUGGACCAUCUUGCACCAACCCCACAGAAUACCCCAGCAGGAAACAAUAUUUCUAUUAUUUCAGGGUCUAAUGUAUCUUCGAGUUCACCUGCUCCGGUAGUUUCAUCAGCGAAAGAUGAUCGAGAAGAUCCUCCUAUAUCUACACAUAGUGCUUUAUCACGUGCACCUGGGUUGAUAUCCAUGAUUCAAGGAAAGUUAGGGUCACUGGUUGGUCAAUCAUCAGGAUAUAUUGAAUCAUUACCAUUAGCUGUGAGAGUUCGUGUGGAAGGAUUACAAGGUCUUCAAGUACAACAUUCAAAACUUGAAGCACAAUUUCAAAACGAAAUAUUGGAAUUAGAGAAAAAGUAUCAUGAUUUGUGCUCUCCUUUGUAUAAUAGACGCUCAGCUAUUAUUAUUGGUGCAAUAGAACCUACAAAUGAUGAAAUUGAAGCAGGUCGUGAAUUUGGGAAAAUUUAUGAUACAGAUAAUAAGAAAUGUGAUGUUGAGAAUAAAAGUUAUGGAUCUGAUGAGAAUGUUAAGGGUAUUCCUCAGUUUUGGCUAACUGCAAUGAAAAAUUUUCCUUCUUUAGCAGAAAUUAUUACUCCAGAGGAUGAAAAAGCAUUGUGUUAUUUGGUAGAUAUUCGGCUGGCCUAUCUUGAUAAGCCAGGGUUUAGAUUAGAGUUUUACUUUGCAGAUAAUGAGUUUUUCUCUAAUAAAAUAAUUAAUAAAACGUAUUAUUAUAGAGCGGAGUUGGGUUAUGGUGGUGAUUUUGUCUAUGAUCAUGCAGAAGGAGAUAAAAUCGACUGGAAGACAGGCAAAGAUUUGACAACGAGAGUCGAGAUCAAAAAGCAGCGUAAUAAAAAUACAAAGAAAACUCGUGUUGUGAAGAAAGUUGUUCAAACGGAAAGCUUUUUUAGGUUUUUUGCUCCUCCUGUGAUUUCGGAUAUUCAAAAUGUUGAUGAUUCGGAUAUCGAUAAUCGACUUGAAGCAGAUUAUCAAUAUGGUGAAGAUAUUAAAGAAAAGUUGAUUCCUAGAGCAAUUGAUUGGUUUACUGGUGUUGCUUUAGCUUAUGAAGAUGAAUAUAGUGACGAUUCUGACCAGGAUUAUACUGAUGAGGAUGGGAAUGAUGAUGAUGAUGACAAUGAUGACGAUGAUGAUGAUGAUGAUGAUGACAAUGAUGAUGAUGACGACAAUGAUAAUGGUAAUAAUUUAGGUGGCAAAGACGAUAAUAAACCUAAGCACGAUCCUGUUGAAUGCCGUCAGUCAUAAUAUUUUCUUUUAAAAUCUUCUAAAAAUAUUG